AUUACAGUGCGACGAUUUUCCGUUCCAUUUCGUCUCCACUCACCCGUGUCUGCUCUAUACGAAUCGCAGCACUCUCGUCUGUCUCACCAGAAUUUCAGAUCGAUCGAUCGCCUUCUUUCUCGAGAGCAAAUGUUUAAAUUCUUGAAAGAUGUUGUCUCCGGAUCUGGCGCUGGCGUCAAAGAUUUGCCUUACAACAUCGGCGAACCUUAUUCCUCCGCUUGGGGCUCUUGGACUCACUCUCGCGGCACCUCCAAAGACGAUGGAUCCCCAGUAUCAAUAUUUUCUCUUACAGGAAGCAAUGCCAAUGAUGGACAUUUAGCUGCUGGGCGCAAUGGUGUCAAGCGGCUUCGAACAGUAAGGCAUCCAAAUAUAUUGUCAUUUCUCCACAGUACUGAGGCUGAGAUAUUUGAUGGGUCAUCCACAAAGGUUGUUAUCUAUAUUGUCACUGAACCUGUUAUGCCACUGGCAGAAAAGAUCAGGGAAUUGGGAUUAGAAGGUACACAAAGGAAUGAAUAUUAUGCUUGGGGCUUGCAUCGCAUAGCUAAAGCUGUGAGCUUCCUUAAUAAUGAUUGCAAACUUGUGCAUGGUAAUGUUUGCUUGGAAAGUGUGGUGGUUACUCCAACUUUGGACUGGAAGUUGCAUGCUUUUGAUGCUCUUUCUGAGUUUGAUGGGAAUAAUGAACUCUCUACUGGACCAAUGCUGCAAUACGAAUGGCUUGUUGGCACGCAAUACAAACCAAUGGAGUUGGCAAAAUCAGACUGGGCAACAAUCAGGAAAUCUCCACCAUGGGCAAUUGAUUCUUGGGGUUUAGGCUGUCUCAUCUAUGAGAUUUUUGCUGGGUUGAAACUGAGCAAAACCGAGGAGCUACGAAAUACAGCUUCAAUACCAAAGUCUCUACUUCCAGAUUAUCAGCGGCUCUUGAGUUCUAUGCCUUCUCGCAGGCUGAAUUCAUCAAAGCUUCUUGAAAACUGCGAGUACUUUCAGAACAAGUUGGUGGAUACCAUUCAUUUCAUGGAGAUACUUAAUUUAAAAGACAGUGUCGAGAAGGAUACAUUCUUCCGGAAACUUCCAACUUUAGCAGAGCAGCUGCCUCGUGAAAUUGUUCUCAAAAAGUUUCUUCCUUUGGUAGCUUCCGCCUUAGAAUUCGGUUCAGCUACUGCACCUGCUUUGACUGCGUUUUUGAAAAUGGGUGCUUGGCUUUCACCAGAAGAAUUCAACAAAAAGGUCCUGCCAACAAUUGUGAAGCUUUUUGCUUCCAAUGACCGAGCUAUUAGAGUUGGACUUCUGCAGCAUAUUGAUCAAUAUGGAGAGUCAUUUUCUGCCCAAAUAGUUGAUGAACAAGUGUAUCCACAUGUUGCUACUGGUUUUUCAGACACAUCUGCUUUCCUGCGUGAGUUGACUCUUAAAUCCAUGCUUGUUCUUGCUCCAAAGCUGUCACAACGCACCUUAUCUGGGUCACUUUUGAAAUAUCUUUCAAAGCUCCAGGUGGACGAGGAACCAGCAAUCAGAACAAAUACCACAAUACUUCUUGGGAAUAUUGCUACCCAUCUUAAUGAAGGGACACGCAAGAGAGUGCUGAUUAAUGCGUUCACUGUUCGUGCUUUGCGUGAUACAUUUCCUCCUGCUAGAGGAGCAGGUAUAAUGGCUCUGUGUGCCACAAGCUCUUAUUAUGAACCCCAAGAGAUUGCAGCUCGUAUACUGCCAAAUGUUGUUGUACUCACAAUUGAUCCCGACAGUGAUGUCCGGUCAAAGGCCUUCCAAGCAGUUGAACAGUUUUUGCAGAUAGUUAAGCAGUACCAUGAAAAGACAUCUGGUGGGGAUAGCAGCGAGGGUAUGGGGUCCACAAUUUCAUCACUUCCAGGGAACGCAAGUAUACUUGGAUGGGCAAUGAACUCUUUGACAACAAAAGGCAAACCCUCGGAACAAACCACACAAGCAGUGCCUCCAAAAUCCACCUCACCUCUUGUUUCUGCUGUCCCCAAUGCCGCCAUUACAGUAGUAGCAUCACGUGCACAUACCCAAAGUACAACAACACUAGUCCGAGGUGGAAGUUCAGAUUAUGGUGGUGACAUGGCGGAUCAACCUGCACCGGUGUCACCUACCUCGACUGACGGCUGGGGUGAGCUAGAGAACGGUAUCGGUAUUCAUGAAGAUGAAGAGAUUGAAAAAGACGGGUGGGACGAUAUGUUGCCACUAGAAGACGAAAAACCGCCACCUGCACUUGCAAACAUCGAAGCAGCUCAAAAACGGCCUGUCAUACACACAAAACCACAAGGAUCAAUUCCUCGGCCGAAAUCUACAUCACAUGUGAGCAAAGAUGCAGAUGAUGAUUUAUGGGGUUCAAUAGCUGCCCCUGCCCCUGCCCCUGCCCCAGCUCCUGCCCCAAAAUUGGCGUCAAGAUCUUCAAAUUCGAAUGUGAAAGCAGCAGCAGGAGGAGGGAUUGGUAGUGGGAGUGUUGUUGAUGAGGAUGAUCCAUGGGCUGCUAUUGCAGCACCAGCACCAACCACAAGGGCAAGGCCUUUAGCAGCUGGGAGAGGAGGAGGUAGAGGAGGAGGAUCUAAACCUGGUGUGCCAAAGUUGGGUGCCCAGAGGAUAAACCGGGCUGCUUCAACGCAGAAGUUUUGAAAUAGAUAACUGUGAUUUUGUUUAUACUUCAAACUUAUUUCGGUUUUUAGGUUGAAAAGUUGUAUAUUUGUUUAAAAUAAUCUGUAUCCUUCCUUGCUCA
Molecule: messenger RNA, 2725 nt
Organism: Lactuca sativa (garden lettuce)
Lineage: Eukaryota; Viridiplantae; Streptophyta; Magnoliopsida; Asterales; Asteraceae
Gene: CTEXP
Product: kinase family with ARM repeat domain-containing protein
Biological process (GO): protein phosphorylation
Molecular function (GO): protein kinase activity; ATP binding
Source: RefSeq, a predicted model, not a curated record